GGACGAUAAAGUCAUAUCUUAGCUAAACGAUGAAAAAAAUUAUUGUGCUAUUUGGAGUUAUCGCCUGCUCUUGCUGUUCCAAUUGGAAUUUCGAAAGCCAUGGCGGACAUGGAAUUACUUUGGGAGAGAUUUCUAUAGACCAUCAUGACAUGGGUGUUUUCAGUCUUGGAAAAACAGACGGUCACUCUUUAAAUUUCUUGGAUGAUCAUUCGUCAUUUUUAAGUAAUAUUAAUGGAUGGCAUUCGGAUAUCAGCAGCUCUCACGGAGGCCAUGUAAUUCCUGUUGUUAAGCAUAUCGGAAUACCGACGAUCAAAAAAAUUCCAUUGAAUGUUCCACACCCAGUGGUACAAACGGUCAUACAGCCGUAUCCUGUUGCUGUGGUGAUACCGAAGCCUGUACCAUUUGAGGUGGAGAAGCAAGUAAUUAAGACAGUCGAGAAAAAAGUGCCGACGCCUGUCGAGAAAAUAAUUCCGGUUAAGAUCGAGAAGUUAGUGCCUUUUCACGUGGUGAAACACGUGCCCAUACCAGUCGAAAAACCGUUCCCAGUCAAGAUACCGAUCUACAAGACCAUCGUCCACAAAGUCCACAAAGGCCAUUGA
Messenger RNA from Dinoponera quadriceps, 599 nucleotides. RefSeq lists its product as uncharacterized. The transcript is spliced from 5 exons. Lineage: Eukaryota; Metazoa; Arthropoda; Insecta; Hymenoptera; Formicidae. Bases 30 to 599 code for a protein of 189 amino acids. The record is from RefSeq and is a predicted model, not a curated record.